AACUAGUUUACAUACCGCUUUAUUAGUAGUUGAAUACCUUUUGGUUAUUUAUCUGUUUAGAUACCGGAAUAAACUCGAGUGAUUUACUUAUCCUAGAUACUGCAUGUUCGGACCCAAUGACCCUUGCUAUCCAGCAUACACGGAUUGUCUUCAAAACAGCGGUACAGGCUUUAUUAGCACCCUCGCAUACACUCAUUUAACAUAUUCUGCUUUACAGCCCUCUAAUCCGCUCGGAAUCUGUUCAUCUAUAUGCUAUACUUGUACGGGAGUGUUGCCAGAUACUGCACCAUCGACAACGUGGAUAUCUCCAGAUUCAAAGUGUCAGACUUUACAGUAUGCAUGUAACCAAGGAUGCAAUGGAAAUGGUGUUGUUCCUCUUUGUAUGCCCAAUUAUGGUAUCAACACGGGUCAGGCCGGAUCAGUUGGCACUUGCAUCUGCCAAUCCUUGACCACUCCUCAAAUUAAUCUUAAACCUGCACAGAAUACAACUGGGAUACGUAUCUGUGCUGGAGGAUUAGGUCGGUCUUCAAAUGCUGCAUGGAGCAAAACGCAUAAAGGAUGGAUCAACAGAUUUUCGGUCGUGCUUAGUGUCUUGAUCGUUUUUAUCGACUCCUGGAUGUUGGGUUUGUCAUGAUUCAGGGCUUGAAACUUGAAUUUAUAUAAAUGAUUUGAAUCGUAUAAUGAACAUAAUGUAUGGAC
Batrachochytrium dendrobatidis JAM81 is the source of this 699-nucleotide messenger RNA. RefSeq lists its product as uncharacterized. NCBI's taxonomy places the organism in Eukaryota, Fungi, Chytridiomycota, Chytridiomycetes, Rhizophydiales. The record is from RefSeq and is a predicted model, not a curated record. The transcript has 2 exons. The coding region runs from base 104 to 634 and encodes 176 amino acids.